This is a messenger RNA of Asparagus officinalis (garden asparagus), 1144 nucleotides long. RefSeq lists its product as uncharacterized. The transcript has 9 exons. Bases 59 to 1144 code for a protein of 361 amino acids. Lineage: Eukaryota; Viridiplantae; Streptophyta; Magnoliopsida; Asparagales; Asparagaceae. The record is from RefSeq and is a predicted model, not a curated record. Gene Ontology annotation, molecular function: DNA binding.
GAGAGCAGAGGAACUUCAAAGAGAUUUAACAUCCCACUAUCCUUCAUUCAUUAAGCCUAUGGUUCGAUCACAUGUAUCUGGUGGUUUUUGGCUUGGACUUCCGACAAAGUUUUGCAAAGAAAACUUUUCUCCUAAUGAGCUGAGAGUGAUUCUAGAAGAUAAGAAGGGUAAGGAACAUGAUGUUCUGUACCUUGGGAGGAAGAAUGGUCUUAGUGGUGGAUGGAGAGGCUUUGCAAUAGAUCAUAAUUUAGAAGAUGAGGAUGUCUUAGUAUUUGAACUAAGCGAGCCGACAAGAUUUAAGGUACGCAUUAUAAAGGCGAUUGAGGGAGAAUCACCUAAAACCGCCAAACUUGCAGAUUGUGCCGCUGCACUUUCCAAGACUAAAGGAUCGAGUGGAACGAAGGAGGAAAUUCAGGCAGUUUCGAAGAAACGAUCCCUCAAAACUGGCUCCGCGAAGGAAGCACUAAAGCCAGUGGUAAACACCAUAGCUGAAGAGCAAGAUGAUAAUGUGAUAUCAGAUAUUAAUCAAGAGCCUCCUUCAGGUACAACCAAAAAGGUGCGAGGGAAGAAAAGAGGAGUGAAUGCAGAUAAGGUGUUCUCCCAAUUGAAUUCUAAAAUACCUGUGACUUUGACUGAAGAAAAUGGCAGACUUACGGGCCCUUAUGCUGAGAUGUUUGCAAAUGAAAUUGGUUACACAAUUCAAAACUACGUCCCACUGAAUUUAAAGAAACAUUUUGAGCAGUUUUCAACAAUUGAGGAGGCAAUUCAAAACAAACAUGAAGCUGUCAAGACUCAGGAAGAAUGGGAGUUUCUUUGCACUCAUUUUUCUAGUGAAAAGUUUAAGAUUCGCUCAGAGAAGAAUGUUCUUAAUAGGUCAAAGUUGACAUAUCACCACAAAGCUGGGUCAAAAUCAUUUAUGUCACACCAAGAGCAAAUUGCAACACAGACUGGAGAGAUGCAAUGUGCAAUUGAUCGUUUUGAAACAGAGUAUAGAAGUACAAAAAAAGGAUGGGACUUGGGAGCAAAGGAAAAAUGGGAUCAAAUGAUAAAGAUGCGAGCAGAUACCGCUCAACCUGAUGGAACUCGAACAAUGACAGAGGAGGAAAUUUGUGCAAAAGUUUUCAGUCAAAUCAGGCUACAUUAA